This is a messenger RNA of Cyphellophora attinorum, 1488 nucleotides long. RefSeq names its product Beta-phenylalanine transaminase. Bases 1 to 1488 code for a protein of 495 amino acids. NCBI's taxonomy places the organism in Eukaryota, Fungi, Ascomycota, Eurotiomycetes, Chaetothyriales, Cyphellophoraceae. The record is from RefSeq and is a predicted model, not a curated record. The transcript is spliced from 2 exons. Gene Ontology annotation, molecular function: transaminase activity; pyridoxal phosphate binding.
AUGGGUUCCAUAUCACCUGUGUCCGAGCUGGACCACGAGCUCAGCACUGCCAUCGACGAGUACCACAGACGUAAUCCCAAAUCCUACAAGGUCAACCAAGCAGCCCGUGAGCAUUUACCUGGUGGCAACACGCGAACAGUGCUUCAUACACCACCUUUCCCGCUCUCCAUCUCCAAAGGAUCAGGCAGCGAACUCACCACCGGCGACGGCCACGUUCUCAAGGAUUUCCUCGGCGAGUACAGCGCCGCUAUCUACGGGCAUGACCACCCGACCAUCAAAGCAGCAAUCCACUCCGCCGCUGAACGUGGCUGGAAUUAUGGUGGCCAGCAUGAGCUCGAGGGCAAACUCGCCGCCACCAUCUGCUCCCAAGAGCGCUGGGGUCGCGGCGGAAUGGAGAUGUGUCGGUUCGUCAACUCGGGCACAGAAGCAAACCUCCUAGCCGUUACCACCGCCGUGGCAUACACCAGCGACCGCGACCGACAAGAAGCAGAAGCGAAAGCAUCCCCAACACCACCAAAACGCAACACGAUCCUCAUCUUCGCCGGCGGCUACCAUGGCAGCGUCAUCUCGAGCGCCAACCGUGCCCCAUCAUCCUCUUCUACAAACACCAGCCCCAAACUCUCCCUCAACAUCCCAUACAACUUCGUCAUCGCGCCAUACAACGACAUCUCCGCCACCGAAUCCCUCGCCUCCACUCUUGCCCCCAACACUCUCGCCGCGAUCCUGGUCGAGCCCAUGCUCGGUUCCGGCGGCUGCUUCAGCGCCCUCCCUGCCUUUCUACGCUUCCUCCGCCACCUCGCCGACUCCACAGGUGCACUAUUGAUCUACGACGAGGUCAUGACAAGUCUCGGCUCGCGCCACAUGGACUGGGGCAAGUUCGUCGGCGGAGGAAUGUCCUUCGGCGCCUUCGGCGGUCGCAAGGACAUCAUGUCUCUCUUCGACCCCGAAGGCGGCAGGCUAGAACACCCGGGGACGUUUAACAACAAUAUUUUCACAAUGAGUACAGGUCUAGCUGGGCUCGGCGUUCUUACGCCAGAGGUCAUGGCAGACUUGAACGGCAGGGGCGAGAGUCUGCGCCGGCAGCUCGAGGACGUCUUCAGCAGACACGGCUUUGGCUUUGCCAACGACACCAAGGACGCAGCCCAUACAGCAGCAACAGACCCCGUGCCAGGGGUGCAUCGUCCAUCAACAGAAGCAGAACUUGCUGGACCGAAGCAGACUGCUGUAGCCCUCCCGCCGUUGACGGUUCGUGCCAGAGGCAGCAUGCUCGUUAUCCACUUCAACCUUCCCUCGCACCUGAAGCCAAAAUUCCAGAACCUCUUCUGGCUACACAUGCUCUCCCAAGGUUACUGGAUCGCCGCAAGAGGGUUCAUCACGCUGAGUAUCGUGCUCACAGACGAGGACGUCAGAGGUUUCGUACAGGCAGUCGAUAGCUUUCUAGAACGAUACGGCGCACUUCUCCAGCGAGUUCGGCAAGAAGCACGCUGA